Messenger RNA from Magallana angulata, 1169 nucleotides. RefSeq names its product tripartite motif-containing protein 2-like. The record is from RefSeq and is a predicted model, not a curated record. Gene Ontology annotation, molecular function: ubiquitin protein ligase activity; protein binding. The transcript has a single exon. Bases 30 to 875 code for a protein of 281 amino acids. Gene Ontology annotation, biological process: protein polyubiquitination; proteasome-mediated ubiquitin-dependent protein catabolic process. NCBI's taxonomy places the organism in Eukaryota, Metazoa, Mollusca, Bivalvia, Ostreida, Ostreidae.
CUAUCAAAAGAGAAGAACGCGGCUACAUAAUGGAUUCUCAAACUGACAGACCACUCAUUGAUGUACCACGGAUCAUCUCAGUGAUAAACACGAAGUUUGGAGGAUUAGGCAGUAUGUCAUGUGUGAGUGAUGAAAAACUGUGGACACGUGGUGCCGAAAACAUAGUGAGACUCUACAAUCUGCAGGGGGACCUAGUGGAGUCAGUUCAAACCAAGUCAGGGAACCACCCACGGAACAUAGCAGUAACAAGGAGUGGGAAUCUAGUUUAUACGGAUUACAAUGAAAGAACUGUGAAUAUCGGGGAUAAUUCACAGAUACAGACAGUAAUCAGACUACAGGGGUGGAGACCUAGCGGUGUCUGUAGUACCUCCUCUGAUGACCUCCUGGUUGUCAUGGACAUUGAUGAUGCUGCUGCUGCUAAACAAACACAAGUUGUUCGUUACUCUGGGUUCACAGUUACACAAAGUAUUCAGUACGCUGACAACGGUCAACCUCUCUAUUCAUCGGAUGGAUUACUAACAAAUUACAUAUGUGAAAACAGAAACCUAGAUAUCUGUGUGUCAGACCGUGGAGCCGGUGCAGUAGUGGUGGUCAAUCAGGCCGGGAAACUCCGCUUUACCUACAUUGGUCCUCCCUCUACUACCAAGGGAUCAUUUGCUCCAGCUGGCAUCACAACAGACAGCCAGGGUCGGAUCCUGACAGCAGACAAUGACAACAACCGUAUCCACAUCCUCGAUCAGGACGGACAGUUUCUCCGCUACAUUAACAACUGUGAUUUAAAGAUUCCAUUUCGUUUAUGUGUGGACACCAGAGACAACCUCUUUGUGGCUGAGUGGAACACAGGAAAAGUGAAGAAAAUCCAGUAUUAUAUGUGAGUAAACUGUACAUGAGUAUAAACGAUAAUACACAAACAUAUAAAUAGUGUGUAUAAUACAUUGAAAUAGAUUCUAUGUAAUUAUGACGUUUACAGAUAAAAAGCUACUGCAUCUUUGUUAAAGAAACAAACUGUGUAUACAUUAUAUAUUGCAAAUUUGUGCAUCAUUCAAAGAAUAUUGUGUUGUACAAAGGAAUGUAAUUAAGUUUUAUUUUCAAUAAAUAAAAUUGAUUUGAAUACAGUUAUACGAUUUCUCUGCAAUAAGUUCAUAAGUUUUCAAAGAUUAUUGUACAAA